GAGGUCGGAAUUCGCAACUUGGACCUGCACACCGCAAAAACCUCUCAUCGCCAACGUCACAGCGUCACACCUCUUAAAUCCUUGCACAUUCCCCAACCCUCCCGAAGCGCGUCACUCCGUCACAUCUUCCGAAAACACAAAACACAAAAUUCAAGAUGGGCGAACCACAAACCUACACUUUCAAGGUCGGGAUGACCUGCUCUGGAUGCAGCGGCGCCGUCAAUCGGAUCUUGUCCAAGACCGCCGGCGUAAACUCGUUCGACAUUUCCCUCGAAAACCAAACCGUCAUUGUAAAGUCCGACUCGCUAACGCAGCAGGAGGUGUUUGACGCGAUAAAGAAGUCGGGAAAGCCUGUUGAGCCUGUUUCUGCGUGAGGCAAUACACAAGGGCUGUGUCCAUUUGACUGUUCCUUGCUUCUCUUUUAUCCUUCUGUCGGUGUGAAUAUUUUAUGCCUGAACAGCUGUGCUUGACAUUACCGUUACUUUCGGUUGUGACAACGGAACGGUUUCCGUCGCACUGAGACCAUUCAGCAUCAGAUAAUAAGUCAACAGGUUGUUCUCAUCUUCGAGACAUAUUGUGUGC
Molecule: messenger RNA, 582 nt
Organism: Fimicolochytrium jonesii
Lineage: Eukaryota; Fungi; Chytridiomycota; Chytridiomycetes; Spizellomycetales; Powellomycetaceae
Product: heavy metal-associated domain-containing protein
Exons: 3
Coding region: 156-374 (72 amino acids)
Biological process (GO): copper ion transport
Cellular component (GO): cytosol
Molecular function (GO): copper chaperone activity; metal ion binding
Source: RefSeq, a predicted model, not a curated record